This is a messenger RNA of Betta splendens (Siamese fighting fish), 4882 nucleotides long. RefSeq names its product FA complementation group C (gene fancc). NCBI's taxonomy places the organism in Eukaryota, Metazoa, Chordata, Actinopteri, Anabantiformes, Osphronemidae. Bases 575 to 2299 code for a protein of 574 amino acids. Gene Ontology annotation, cellular component: Fanconi anaemia nuclear complex. The record is from RefSeq and is a predicted model, not a curated record. The transcript is spliced from 15 exons. Gene Ontology annotation, biological process: nucleotide-excision repair; interstrand cross-link repair; cellular response to oxidative stress.
AGACGGACACAUUCUGGCAUAGACCCUUGUGAUUGGUCCUUCUAUAUUCUGUGCUCCAUCGUCAUAAAAGGGGAAGAAUCUAUUGUUUAUUUCUCAGUAGGCCGUUAAUAUGGGGUGAACCUCAAAGGUUUUAUCAUGACAUUGUUGUAAUAAGAGCUUACCAUAACCAGAUUAAUACACUUCGCGUCAAUUUAUUUUCCAGCUAUUAGUAAAUUGCCUCCACUCCUGCAGAAAAUUAAAUUUACUUUGGUUUUGUGUGUAUUUAAUGCUCUUACUUCACUUUGUAUAAUUGUUCAACCAAAUUUAAAUUUAACGUUUCUUAUAAACAUUUUUACUUUUGAAAUGAAGAGUGAUGGAUCUAAAAUGCUGGUCUUGAAAUGUUUGUUUACACCACUAUUGAUAACUCAAAGAUAUAGGUUUGUACAUGUCAAGAUUUGUUGAUAGAUUAUGUUUAGCUGCUAAACUCAAUUUCUGAUGUUUUUUUCUUCUUUGGAGUGGAUCCAAAAGUGCACAAAGUGGUGCUGAUUUUGUACAUUGAAACAUUAUUGCCAAGGAAGAUUCUGACACAGGCCCAAUGUCCCAGGUGCUGGAUAUCCAGGAGAUGCAGUUCUGGCUGGAUAAAGUGGUGUCUUGGGGACAGGCUGACAGUCCAGACACUCAGAGAGACAGCCGCCUGCACCUCGGCAGACUUAAAGAGUUUCUCCAGCAAGUCCUCACCCACAUCAGCAACACAAGCUCCACAACAGAAAUCAUGGAGAGGAUGCCCUUUCUAGGACAGUUCCUAGGCCGCCUCUGCUGGAACUCCUAUAUCACUGCAGACGAUACCAGCAGAAGCCUCCUGUUCCAGUGUCUGUGGGGACUUUACUCAGAGCAUCCAAGCACAGCAGUAGAAAGAAAAGCCAACCAGUGGAUACAGAAAGUGUUGUGUCAACUUACCACAGAAGAAGACAGCGUCGCGAUGCCACACUUAAUGAACGGUCUGCACGUACCACCGACAGAGUAUCAUCUCAAGGUCCUGAGAAAGAUAGUGACAAUGCUGCAGGGAAGCAUUGGGAGAAGUUGCAGUUCUCUGGGCAACACAAACGAGAGGUGCUCGUGUGACAGCGUCCUGGCCACAUCAGAGGCCUGUGUUCCUCUGGUCAAGUCUUCUGAGGCGGCUCCUCUCGUCAGUGCGCUGCUGCAGCGGCCGGUGACUUGUGUCAAGGCAGCGCUCAGUGAACACUUCCUAGACGCUUGUAGCUCCGCCUAUUCAAGCCAGCGCUUGUCUUUGGAAGAACCAGCAGCAGUGUCUCUGUGGUAUCACAGCCUGUCCAGCCUGGAGGAGGCCGUGCUCAGUCUCCUGGAGUCGGUUCUUACCAACACAGGGUCAACGCCUCAGAAGCUGGAGCAGCUCAUAGCUCAGUCAAUGCUACCUAAAGCGUGUGCUCAGCACUGCUCCAUCUUCUUGGUUACAAAUGACAUCUUCAGGUCUAUCCUUAAACAAGCUGAAGGACAUGAGCCUGUUAAGUGUCUUAUCCAAACCUUUACCAGCUGUUUUCUCAAGGAAAUGACAGUGUUACAGUCCCAGAAGUGUGUGUCUGUGAAGGCUUUCUUCCCUCAGUCUCCACAGAGGCUGCUGGUUCCCCUGCUGACCCAGCCGUCAGAGAUGCCACGGGAGGCUUGGAGGCAUCACCUGAACUGGCUCAGCAGCUCAUUACAGAGACUGACAGAAGAGGAAGAGGAGGACGCUGGAGAGCGCAGCAGCACCACCAGAGGGUACCACACGGUGUUUGAGGCCUGGUUCCUUUUGGUUCAAUGUGCCCGGUGGGUGCAGGCGGCUCUCCAGCUGCUGGUCAGCUCCGGGCCCGUGGACGCCGGCCCACUCCUGUGGCUGCUGACCUUCUACUACCACCCCACCAACAGAGGGCACGGCAGAGCUCUACAGCUGGUUCGAGCCAGAGAAGCUUGGAGCCACCUACUGUCCCUUUCCACGGCCGAAGCUGGUCCACUUCCUGCUGGCCACCUGCAGUCACUGGUCACCCUGGUGUCAACGCAACCUCAGCAACCAUCACAGCCUCCGUUAUUGAUCCUCAGCCUCUUAAUCGGCUUCACCGUUUUCUUCCCACAGUCACUGAGUAAAUCAACAGAGAUUCUACAGAUGGUGGUGGGCCGGUCUGGUCUGGUUGAUGAAGCAGCAUGUGUUCUCUGCUCGCUGGAGCUCAGGCUGAAUGAAGGAAGCUGUUCAUCAAGCAACGCUGACGGAGUUCAUCUCAGGCUCAAAGCACUUCAAAACACUCUAACACAUAUGCAUGCAGCAUGAAGCCCUGCUGUGAACCAAGCACCCACACUCACACGCGUCAUAACAGGUGAGAGCACAUACACAGAUAUAUACACACACAUCACCACACAGCAUCCUGAGCCCAGGGGCUUUAAGGCAGGUUUGCAGAAUGACAAACAGUCACGCUUCUUGUGCAGAGACGCUGUGAACAAUGACAGGAGUGUGUCAAAACAGCACAGCGAGGACAGAUUAUGUGGAGAGGCUACGAUUACACACACACAUAAUGCAACUACAAGGCCCACAAGGACACUUGAGUGGUGACAGAUCACACUGUAAAGAAGCAGCCGCGCGUACAACGUGUCAGGGCCCUCCCACGCGUCAGGGCCGCCCCAGUAGAAAUCCUUCACAUUACAAAUACUACAAUGCAGCUCUGUUUAAAGUAGAAGCAAAACUACAGGCCUGGCAUCACUGCAUAGUUAGACUGUGUUAAUACAUAUGUUGUAACAAUGCUGAUUAAUUUGAAAUGUGAAUAAAGAAGCCUCAUGUACAUAGUGUAUGUAAAUCUUAACCUUUCAUUAUAUAUAAAGGUGAAAAAUGACCUUUUACUUAUUUCCAAUCCAUUAUGUGUCAUUCCACUGUUAUCAUUGAAAAUGGUUCACCGUCAUAACUAAAGAUUUUUAUUUUCCCUAUUAAGGAUUAAGUAAGAAAUUAGUGGAAAUCGUCCAUCUCAUUCAAAUAAAAGCAUACUGUUCGUCUGGCCAGCAAAACAAAGGCCACAUAUUUUUAAACAUUUAAAACAGAUGCUUCUAUUAGAAAACCUUGUAAAUCGUUUUAGAAUAAUCUAAUCAAGUUUGCUCAUUAUUUAUCCUCAUUAUCUUUAGAACUUGAUACAUGAUAUACUUAAUAGAUCCAUGUAUUGAUUUAGCUCCAGAAACUUGGCAAAUAAAAUAUUAUGCACCAUAGCAGAUAUUGGAUCAUGUUACAGUCUGUUUUUCCAGACUGCUGUCAUGUUUCUGCAGGGAAAGGUUCAGUGCUAAAGUAUGAGUAUAAUAGAGAUGACUGAUGCUCAGGCUUUGUCAUUCCAGUGAUGAUACAAGCUAAUGAGAAAAAGCAUGUGUACUUUAAAAAAUAUUUAUUUUAAAAAAUUCAUAUGGAAAAAAAGAUACAGAGAAAAUAAAAUCACUGUGCUGUAAGUUAUAAAACCCUGACCUGAGUGACAACAGUUGUGUGAAAUUGAUGGACACUACAGUAUAAGGUUUGUUUUACGGUCUGAAUCUAAAAACUCCCACGUGUUCAGAACAAACCGAUGUGAAAUGACACCUGCAUUCACGCACACGGAAACUAACUUACUGUAACAGAGCAGCUCAGGUUUGAUGCACGACUACAAAUUGCUGGUAUUGUCUGUGCUUUCCACACGCCAGCUAUCUUUUAAACUUGAAUGAACAGAGCUGCUGUGCUGGAAACCUCGCCAGUUGGCCUUGGCGGCGGAGGAAAACCUCAGCCUUCUGGUGUUCAAACUGCUGAGUGAUUCUGCAGCGUCCCCUCUCCCACAGAGGAAGAGGAGGUGAGUGGCUGACUCUCGCACGCCUCUGAGCCAAAUUCCUAUCAUCUCCGUCUGUAGUCGGCAACCUGGAAGAGGAAGAUAUGAACAGAUUGGAGCAUUAGAGGACAUUUGGUAGAGGUCUGUUAUCUGCCUGAUGUGUAGACGAUCACUGCUGCUGCAUACACCCAAUCUAGUCAGAUAAUCUACCUGUGAAAAAGUGUCUGACGUUUCAAAGUUGCCAAUGCAGACUUUUUAUUUACAGUUUUUAUAUUAUUAAAAAGAAACAUUGCUUCUGGUUGAAACGGCUUAAUAACAUUUAUUGACCAUAUGCUAUAAAACGGCUAUAUCUACUAAUACUAAUAAUACUAUUUACUAAUUGUGUAAUGUUAUUAAAAAUAUUAAUCAUAUUUAACAAAUUAAUUGUUCAGUUUGUGCAUUGCAACAAUUUCCAGUGCCCUAAAAAAGGAAUGAGCAACAUGAGAUGCCAAGAAAACCCAAAACAGCAGUCUGUGACAUCAUCAACAAACUCCACAGAGCUCGGGUGAAUGUGCGGCGAAACCAUCCACCACUCGUCCAACUCUUCAUUAGCAGAGCUAGCUAGCUUCUAGCUGGCCAAGCUGUGGAGGAGGAAAGGAUCUGCCCAUGAGCCAAAACACAAACUCAGUGAAGGUGAACAGACUCACCAUUCCAAGCAACCAACCCACAAUGCUGCUGCAGAAUGCAAAGCGAACAUUAAAGAGUUUUCAUCCAAAUGAUCGAGCAUUUCACCAGGUGAGAAGUUCUGAGCGUUUGACUUAAGUCCAUGAUUUGAUCUUAAACACGAUGUCUGCAUGGGUCCAGUGUUAGUGUUUCCUUUUCGGAGGUGAGUGGACCCGACUCCUGUUCCUGCUGAACUGAGCCAGUGGUUCUAUAGGACUGAUUAUCAGCUCAGUAGGCACAGGAAGCUGAGCCCAAAUCUCUGCUUUCUGUCUCCAGCUCUGCCCGGAUACGAGCGCAUGUUCGUUCCCCGUUCUUACUGUGUCUGUAAUGGAGAAAAAGACCAGGGCAGAAUUCCACUUCGCCAAAGCCACAAAAAAAAAGAA